UCGAGCUGGAAUGGGGAUGGGGCCAUGCAGAGGACAGGGACUCUGUGGUGACACAUGGGAAUACCAGCCCAACUGCAGCUAAUAAGCAGGCUGGCCCUUCUGGCGGCUAGAGAUCCGAAGGGGCAGCACGCGCCCCCGGGAGAGCCCCCGCCUCCUGCCCGGGGCCGCCGCGGGCUCGCUGAGCUGUCUUCUCCCUCCGGCCGGCAGGCUGGGCGCGCAGGGGCGCGGGCCCCCGCCCGGCGCGCAGUGGCACCAUGGGCACGGUGCUGUCCCUGUCCCCCAGCUACCGGAAGGCCACGCUGUUUGAGGAUGGCGCGGCCACGGUGGGCCACUACACGGCCGUGCAGAACAGCAAGAACGCCAAGGACAAGAACCUGAAGCGGCACUCCAUCAUCUCCGUGCUGCCGUGGAAGAGGAUCGUGGCCGUGUCGGCCAAGAAGAAGAACUCCAAGAAGGUGCAGCCGAACAGCAGCUACCAGAACAACAUCACGCACCUCAACAAUGAGAACCUGAAGAAGUCGCUGUCGUGCGCCAACCUGUCCACGUUCGCCCAGCCCCCACCGGCCCAGCCGCCCGCACCCCCUACCAGCCAGCUGUCGGGCUCCCAGACCGGGGUCUCCUCCUCCGUCAAGAAGGCCCCGCACCCUGCCCUCACCUCCGCAGGGACGCCCAAACGUGUCAUCGUCCAGGCGUCCACGAGCGAGCUGCUGCGCUGCCUGGGCGAGUUUCUGUGCCGCCGGUGCUACCGCCUGAAGCACCUGUCCCCCACGGACCCUGUACUCUGGCUGCGCAGCGUGGACCGCUCGCUGCUUCUGCAGGGCUGGCAGGACCAGGGCUUCAUCACGCCGGCCAACGUGGUCUUCCUGUACAUGCUGUGCAGGGAUGUCAUCUCCUCCGAGGUGGGCUCGGACCACGAGCUCCAGGCCAUCCUGCUGACCUGCCUGUACCUCUCCUACUCCUACAUGGGCAACGAGAUCUCCUACCCGCUGAAGCCCUUCCUGGUGGAGAGCUGCAAGGAGGCCUUUUGGGACCGCUGCCUCUCGGUCAUCAACCUCAUGAGCUCCAAGAUGCUGCAGAUCAACGCCGACCCGCAUUACUUCACGCAGGUGUUCUCCGACCUGAAGAACGAGAGCGGCCAGGAGGACAAGAAACGGCUCCUCCUCGGCCUGGACCGGUGAGCCCUGGAGCCCGCAUCAUGGCUCAAGGAUUCCAUUCAUUUUUAAAAAUUUAUUAUUAGGCAAAUCAGAUUUUGUGUACAGUAUGUGUCUAGCAAAGCCACCGAAGGCCUCUCCCCUCCCACCUUCUCUCCUUGGGGUUUUCUUCAGCCCUGCCAAGAACUCUGGGCGCUUUUGAACUCCCGAACCUUGUGCAAAACCCAGAAGAUGUAUUCAGAGCCACCCAGGCCGCUGACCUCUCAACUUCGGGGAAUUCAAAGGACUGAGCUGCCUGUGCCACCUGUGCCCUUGCUGGACCAGGGCAGGUGAGGCUGACCGCCACUCCUGGCCCGGGAGCCGGAGAGGGGCCGCUGGCCAGUUGGCCCAGGGAGCGAUUGGCGUUCCCGUUCUGAGGUCCUUUCCUGGCUCUUGUCCUGGGUCAUCCGUCCCCCCAGAGGCCUGUGGAGCUGGUCACCCCGACCGAGCCACGAGUAGGGCUGUGAGGCAAGGUGCCCGCCACCCUGGGACCCCUCUUCAGUCGAGGAGAAGCUGGCCUGGUACAAAGAUUGGGGCCUGUCGUUUGACCAUGCAACACCCUGGUUUGCUCUUUUUUCUUUUUUAGGGAGAAGGGCUUUCCUUUAGUGAAGACGUGGACCUUGCCCUCCAGCCCCCUGAUCCCUUGCUCCCAGCCGUGUUGGCAGUGUUGGGUUAAGGAGCUGGUUUGACUCAUUAAGUUCUUUGAUUUUGGGUCCCAGCUAAAGGGGUGGGGUGCAGCUGGGGACAACUCUUUUCCUGGGGGAAUCUUUCAUUUGACUAAUGCAGCUUACUCACCCCGUGGCAAAGGCUGGGGCAGCUGCAGGUGCCCAUUACCAACAGCCUGCUUUCUGGGUGGGUGGGGUGGUCGUGCGUGAGACCAGCCAGUGCCCGCCUAAGGGCUAAGGCCUCUUGCUGGUGCAUGACAUGUGUUCCCGCAGAGCCAGGGUGGGGGGGCAAUGUCAGGGAUCAGGGCGAUGUAAUGAUGUACCCCCUGCCCCCACCCCUGUUCCUUUAAAGCUGUUUCCAAACAGUUCAGUUUUUUUCUGAAGACGAAGCCUUGCCCCGCAAGGCCCAGUGAGACCACUGGAUCUUGGAGACGAUUCCAAGACGGGAGUAGCGCUCCUGAUUGCUUCGUCCUGCUGAUCUGCACCUGAUCGUUUGCAGCUGCUGGUGGGGGUUUCAACCUUACUCCAGUGGCUGUGGAAACACACGAUGUGUACUUAAUCAGUUUCCUUUCUAAUUCUCCCAGAUUGGUGGCUUGGGACUUGGGAGAGGACCGGGAGAAGGGAGUGAGCCUUCCUCCGUGGCCAGUCACUCCAGCUUUGGGGAACAAAGACCAGUGUGAAGACGCUCUGGGGCAUUUUCUCUUCCAGUCCCCAUGCACCCCCUCCCCCUCCUGGGGAGUGCUGGAACCGGGGGCUGGGGGAAGGCAGAGGGUCCUUUGACAUAGGAUUAGGUUCCAGGUGGCUGCUGGUUUCAGCACGAGCACUACUGAAAUUCACAGGAACAAGAGAAAGCUGUGAAACCGAGGGCCCAGGUGAAGGGGCCUAGAGCCGAGCCCGGGCCUGCGUGUGCCGGGAUACGAGGGGGAGGGCCUGUCCGGGCAGGGAUCGCCUUUGCCCCAGCUGCGCCUCGGCCCGUUCCGGGACUGCCAGAUAAUCUCCUGUGGAGCUGGAAGGAACCCGCUGGCACAGACUUGGCCGCCGCCGCGCCUCUUCUUGGUCGCAGCUGUCACACGGCCCGUCUGUUCAGAUCCUGCCGCCGCGUGUGACCUGAGGUAGGAGGCCCGCGGGGGCAGCAGGCCCUGGCGGCCCGGAAGAGGGAGGUUCGGGUACGGAGGCUUCAGAGGAGGGGCGCGCGUCUGUAGUCACUCUGGCGGCGGCGGCCCACCUUGGCCUGAGACUGUGAGCUUCAGUUGCGUGCCCAGGAUUCCGGUUUUGUGUGUUUCCUUCUCUUUCUCCGUAUUUAUUUUUUUAUUUCUCGGAGGAGGUGCAAAUUUCAGGAGUGGUGGGGGACGAAGGAAAGCCAGUCUGUGGCUCCCCCCCCCCCCCCCAGUGUGAAGCCUGCCCCAUCCUCCUCCCCGCCCUUGUGCUGGUCAGUCCUGGGUGCAGGAGCCGAUGGACUCGAGCGUGCAGGCAGUGAACCCAUUUGACAUGCUGCUAUGAAGACUACGGGGGAAAAAAAACAAACCCUUUAUUCUUUCAUUGUUGCUUUGACAGUGAUCUUGUGCAUGCGAACCAGGAGCAUUUUGUGUCUUAAGAAAAAUAAUCUUAGAACAGAUGGCCGUGAACAUUACACCCGGGCACAGAACCAGUCACAGGAAUAAUAGUUCAGUAUUGGGUUUUUCUCUUUUUCUUGUAAACCUGAAGGGUUGAUAUAUUCUUUCCAUGCAGUUAUUAGAAUUUAGUUUUGUUCCAGCAGUUGUUAAACUUGCAAUGAGAAGAAAACGUGCCAUUUUUUCCACUCGGAAUUAUUCAUCGCUGUAUAUUUGAAACUGCUAAUUACACGUGCGGUGUAUGUUGGUUCUUAGUGCAAUUCGUUCUGUAGUUAUUCUUUGACCAAACCGUGGGUGUUGUUAAUAUUAAUUUAUAUUUGUCUCAUUUUGUAUGUAUGUGUGGUGUGUUUGUAAGUAUGUGUGGUUUAUAAUCUGACAAGGUCAUGAAGCUCAGUUUGGCUGUAAUUUAAUUCCCUUUCCCUUAUUUUUAUUUAUUUUUGUACUGUGCUGAUUAAAUAAAAUGCACUGACCAUCCAUUC
Molecule: messenger RNA, 3944 nt
Organism: Ailuropoda melanoleuca (giant panda)
Lineage: Eukaryota; Metazoa; Chordata; Mammalia; Carnivora; Ursidae
Gene: CDK5R1
Product: cyclin dependent kinase 5 regulatory subunit 1
Exons: 2
Coding region: 255-1178 (307 amino acids)
Biological process (GO): brain development; axon guidance
Cellular component (GO): growth cone; cytoplasm; protein kinase 5 complex
Molecular function (GO): cyclin-dependent protein serine/threonine kinase activator activity; protein kinase binding
Source: RefSeq, a predicted model, not a curated record